GUUGAUGACAAGAAACGUGACACCAUCUAUACACGGCUAGUUCGGCUGAACACAGAACAGCGACCACUCUAAUUUUCUAACCACCAUGGCUGUAAAUGACUGGGAUGACGCUACAGAACUAUUGGAAACCUACGAUUUUCUCAUGAAAUAUAUCAUCAUUGGCGAAGCUGGAACAGGAAAAUCCUGUCUUUUGCACCAAUUUACCCACAACUCUUUUAAGGAUCAUUCACAACACACCAUCGGAGUGGAGUUUUCCAGUCGGACAAUAAGGUUGGGAGAGAAACGUAUCAAGCUCCAGCUUUGGGAUACGGCAGGUCAGGAACGAUUUCGCUCCGUUACACGGAGCUACUAUAGAGGCGCUGCUGGUGCAAUACUAGUCUAUGACAUUACCAACCGUGAUUCAUUUACAAGGUUAUCCCAAUGGUUAGCGGAUGCUCGAGCUUUGGCAAGCCCUAAUCUAGUUACUGUUCUUGUGGGAAACAAGGCAGACCGAGAAGAAGAUCGAGAGGUGGAAUGGGCUGAAGCUAGCCGGUGGGCUGCUGAGAACGAUGUACACUUUCUGGAAGCGUCAUCUCUAACGGGUGAUAACGUCGAAGCUCCGUUUAUGCUCGCGGCUCGAUCCAUCCUACUCUCCAUAGAAUCCGGUAUUCUAGAUCCGGAGAAAGCUGGUAGUGGCGUCAGUUACGGUGACCGGGCACUGCGCAGAGUAAACAGUUCGAGUCGACUGAGCUUUGGAAGUUUGAGUGGGAGGCCGAAAAAAGGAACCGUAAAACUAAAGAUGAAAGGUUGGAUUCCCGGAUCCAAAUGCUGCUGAGUGCUGAGUGCAUCGAUGGUAUUAUCACUUCGCACUCCAACGAUCCUCUUUUUCAACUCAUCUUUUUCCGAGUACUACCCCAUUCCGGUUAUCCUGUGCGCUCCUCUACCCCAUACCCGAUACAUUGCUACUAUACCAUUGCACAUUCACACUCCAGUGCGUGGAUAAAUCACUGUUUAUACACAAUUUCUCAUACUGACAUGGACCGCAGCUACAUACUACACUCUUUCUCAUAUUUCUUUAGAUCGUAUAUCUUUGCAUAAUCGUUGUUUCAUGUACUGGAUAAUAUUGUAUGUAUCAGUCAAUUUACAGACACCUUUCUUAUGACUUU
Lentinula edodes (shiitake mushroom) is the source of this 1145-nucleotide messenger RNA. RefSeq names its product ras family-domain-containing protein. Bases 86 to 814 code for a protein of 242 amino acids. Gene Ontology annotation, cellular component: endosome. Gene Ontology annotation, biological process: regulation of endocytosis. NCBI's taxonomy places the organism in Eukaryota, Fungi, Basidiomycota, Agaricomycetes, Agaricales, Omphalotaceae. The transcript has 8 exons. Gene Ontology annotation, molecular function: GTPase activity; GTP binding. The record is from RefSeq and is a predicted model, not a curated record.